Messenger RNA from Chinchilla lanigera (long-tailed chinchilla), 1967 nucleotides. It is a transcript of the gene Arpc4, whose product is annotated as actin related protein 2/3 complex, subunit 4, 20kDa. Lineage: Eukaryota; Metazoa; Chordata; Mammalia; Rodentia; Chinchillidae. Gene Ontology annotation, cellular component: actin cytoskeleton; Arp2/3 protein complex. Gene Ontology annotation, biological process: Arp2/3 complex-mediated actin nucleation; actin filament polymerization. Gene Ontology annotation, molecular function: actin filament binding. The record is from RefSeq and is a predicted model, not a curated record. The coding region runs from base 156 to 662 and encodes 168 amino acids. The transcript has 6 exons.
AUCCCAUUGUUGCUAGGCUCCAAUGUCCCCGCUCGGCACCCAGAUGGUACCGCCCGGAAGCCCGGGCGGAGACUGCGACUGCGCGUCCCAAACGGGCAGGCGUCGCGCGCCGGCCACUUCCGCACUUCCGCUUUCCUGCCCAGCCAGCGCCCGCGAUGACUGCCACUCUGCGCCCCUACCUGAGUGCCGUGCGGGCCACGCUGCAGGCUGCCCUCUGCCUGGAGAAUUUCUCCUCCCAGGUCGUGGAACGACACAACAAGCCGGAGGUGGAAGUCAGGAGUAGCAAAGAGCUCCUAUUACAACCCGUCACCAUCAGCAGGAAUGAGAAGGAGAAGGUGCUGAUUGAGGGCUCUAUUAAUUCUGUCCGGGUCAGCAUUGCUGUGAAGCAGGCUGAUGAGAUAGAGAAGAUUUUAUGCCACAAAUUUAUGCGCUUUAUGAUGAUGCGAGCAGAGAACUUCUUUAUCCUUCGAAGGAAACCAGUUGAGGGAUAUGACAUCAGUUUUCUGAUCACAAACUUCCACACAGAGCAGAUGUACAAACACAAGUUGGUGGACUUUGUGAUCCACUUCAUGGAGGAGAUCGACAAGGAGAUUAGUGAGAUGAAGCUGUCGGUCAAUGCCCGUGCGCGCAUUGUGGCUGAAGAGUUCCUCAAGAAUUUUUGAACUACCUGGCUGGAUCUUGAGGCCUUCCCCUCAGCCUCCCCGUCUUUCUACAUGUCUGCGAUCUGCGUGUCUAUGAGUCUGCGAGGGCGUCCUGGAGUCACCUCCCAGAGUGGCGGCAGCAGUGACUGCAGUGGCGGUGGCAGGGAGCUGGGGAGGGUGGGCAUCGGAUGCGGGAGGGGGGUAGUGUGCUUGCUAGCUGGACAAGAAAGCAGCGUGGACCUGCCUCAAGGCCACAUGUGCCUGGUCAGGCUGGCUUCUGAUGUUCAGUCCCCUGGGCUGGGACACUUGUUUUUUAACGUCUUGAAAUUUAACUCUGUGCUUGUGGAAGACUGUAACCUUUUUGUCUUUUUUUUUUUUAAACCAUCAAUCUCCACCUCCAGUGGCUGUGACUGGUCCCAGUGAUUGUACCUUAUUGGUCGCUGUGGGUCUGGGCGGGCCUGGAGCCGAAGGCGACAACUUUUUCUCCCUUGUGCCAUCCUCGGUGGGGAGAGAGAAGUUUCCGGUUUCUCUCCUUACCCUCUUAUUCACAACCCUUUCUGGGCCCAGUAGAAGUGGCAGGAAUCCUGCCAGCUCCGGAGCUCUGCUUGAAGAUGGCUGCCUAGUGCUGGUUGGGGGUAAGGGCUGGGUUUGUGACUACCAGGCACACCGAGGAGCUGGGGCCCGAAAGCAGGGCACUGCCGGCUGCAGGGGCCGUUGCGAUGCCCUGCCAGCUGUAGAGGGCACUGUCUCGCCUGUCAGUGCAGUGCCUAUGCUGGAGGUGGAGGGGUGAGUCUUGCAGGUUCCCAGCAGGGCCUCUGCCUGCUCUGGCUCCCCGUUCCCACUCGCUGUCUUUUCUGAUUCUGGUGGCUCCUCCCUCUCCUAAUUAAAAUCUCUUUUUGCCCUUUGGGGCUGCAUGAGGUCUGUACUCUUGUGUCUGAACGGGAAGUAGGUGGGGCUGUUCCAUCCCGUGCCCGUGCAGCUGGUACUACAGCCUAGAGUCUCCCAGGAAGCAGCGUGGAGCUACUGUUCCUGUGGAGGUCCCAACUCCAAGACACCUCUUCUGCAGUCCCUUGCCAUCCAUUUCUAGAAGUGCUGUUUUUGCCUACAGAGCUUUGGUGCUUUGCUACAAUCUCAUUCAGGCUGAAACAUAAAUAAUCGCAGACAUAGUGAUCUCAUUUCAUGGUUAAGGAAACAGGCUCUGAGAGUUGGCGUUGCUUGCUCCAGAACCUUCUGCCUAUGAGCAGAAGGGUAGGCUUCCACCUGUGUUAAGGCAGCAGUCACUGCCCUCUGUGGCUAUUUAAAUAAAGUUUAAAAUCUGGUUCUUCA